Phragmites australis (common reed) is the source of this 4730-nucleotide messenger RNA. Its product is annotated as ABC transporter B family member 21-like. The transcript has 10 exons. Gene Ontology annotation, molecular function: ABC-type transporter activity; ATP binding; ATP hydrolysis activity. Lineage: Eukaryota; Viridiplantae; Streptophyta; Magnoliopsida; Poales; Poaceae. The record is from RefSeq and is a predicted model, not a curated record. The coding region runs from base 654 to 4466 and encodes 1270 amino acids. Gene Ontology annotation, cellular component: membrane. Gene Ontology annotation, biological process: transmembrane transport.
GUGAGCCUCACCUCCACAUUUUUAUAUGCUCGCCAUGGAAUGGAGACCACCGCAGCUGCGCCACUGUCUCGUAGCUUUAAUCACUGUCUUCUCGCCGAUCUCUCUUUAUUUCUUUCUCCUCCAAGCUUUUCUCUUUCUCUUUCCCCUGUGGUGGUGGCGCCUGCGUCCGCGUCCGGCGGCAAGUGCGAAAGCUGCCAACUUUUCUGCUUGGUUUGUCCCCUUCUCCAACCAGAGCUACUACUUCAUCGCAAGUUCGCAGUCGGACUCUCCAACUUCGCAGCACUCCUUUAUCUCGUCCCCUCUUCCCAAAUCGAUCUUCUACCCAUCGGUUGCUAGAUUGUAGAUUCAGAUUUGUGUGUUACCUUGUUCGUUGUUCUUGCCAUGGGCAUGUAUGUUUGUUUCAAGAUUCUAGCUUUUUAGCUGUGAGGCACUGAGAUGAAUCCACUGACUGAAUGUGUGUACAAUUAUUGGGCCGUGGCAGGUGAGGUGCUGCUGGUAUGCAGGAGCUUGUUAGGGAUCAAUUAUCGUACGAGCAGAGCAGCGGCACACUGCAGUUCUUGCCCCAAGCAGCAGUGCCCAAUCUUGCCCGGUAGAAGGGUGCGUGAGUGCGGAGCUGCUUCGAAUCUUGGGGGGCGUGGUGAAGGCGCGCGGCCAUGCCGGAGUCCUGGAGACCGGCGGAGGCGAAUGCCUCCCCGCCGUCGGCGGCUCAGAGCCCGGGCGAUGUCAAGGGGCGCGAGGCGUGCGAGCCUCCGGGCGGCGGCGCGAUGCCGCGGGUGCCGUUCCACAGGCUGUUCGCGUUCGCGGACUCCACGGACGCGGCGCUGAUGCUGCUGGGCGCGCUCGGCGCCGUGGCCAACGGGGCCGCGAUGCCGUUCAUGACCGUGCUCUUUGGCAACCUCAUCGACGCCUUCGGCGGGGCGCUCGGCAUCCACGACGUCGUCAACCGGGUCUCCAUGGUCUCGCUCGACUUCAUCUACCUCGCCAUAGCCUCCGCCGUUGCGUCGUUCGUCCAGGUGACGUGCUGGAUGGUCACCGGCGAGCGGCAGGCGGCGCGGAUACGGAACCUGUACCUGAAGACCAUCCUGAGGCAGGAGGUCGCCUUCUUCGACAAGUACACCAACACCGGCGAGAUCGUCGGGAGGAUGUCCGGCGACACAGUGCUGAUCCAGGAUGCCAUGGGCGAGAAGGUUGGCAAGUUCAUCCAGCUGGUGGUGACAUUCUUCGGUGGCUUCAUCGUCGCCUUCGCGCAAGGCUGGCUGCUCACCCUGGUCAUGAUGGCCACCAUCCCGCCGCUCGUCCUAGCGGGCGCGGUCAUGUCGAACGUCGUGGCGAAGAUGGCGUCCCUGGGCCAGGCGGCCUACGCGGAGUCGUCGGUGGUGGUGGAGCAGACUAUCGGUUCCAUAAGAACGGUUGCAUCUUUCACCGGAGAGAAACGGGCGGUGGAUAAAUACAGCAAGUCCCUGAAGAGCGCCUACAAGUCCGGCGUCCGGGAGGGCCUCGCCGCGGGGCUCGGCAUGGGCACAGCCAUGGUGCUCCUCUUCUGCGGCUACUCGCUGGGGAUAUGGUAUGGCGCCAAGCUGAUCCUUGAGAAGGGGUACACCGGAGCCAAGGUCAUGAAUGUGAUCUUUGCAGUCCUAACCGGUUCUCUUGCUCUAGGUCAGGCGUCGCCAAGCAUGAAAGCAUUUGCAGGUGGGCAAGCAGCUGCAUACAAAAUGUUUGAGACAAUCAACAGAACACCAGAGAUCGACUCGUAUAGCACCACAGGGAGGAAGCUGGAGGACAUUCGAGGGAAUAUCGAGUUUAAGGAUGUCUAUUUCUCCUAUCCAACAAGGCCUGAUGAGCAAAUAUUCAAGGGUUUCUCUCUCACCAUACCUAGUGGCACAACGGUCGCAUUGGUAGGCCAGAGCGGGAGUGGUAAAUCCACGGUCAUCAGCCUAAUUGAAAGGUUUUACGACCCUCAACUUGGUGAUGUUCUGAUAGAUGGUGUGAAUCUCAAGGAGUUCCAGUUAAGGUGGAUCAGAAGUAAAAUUGGCCUUGUGAGCCAAGAGCCAGUCCUAUUUGCUGCCAGCAUAAAGGAAAACAUAGCUUACGGCAAAGACAAUGCGACGGAUCAGGAAAUUAGAGCUGCGGCUGAGCUUGCCAAUGCUGCCAAAUUCAUUGAUAAAAUGCCUCAGGGCUUUGAUACUUCUGUUGGUGAGCAUGGGACACAGCUUUCUGGUGGACAGAAGCAAAGAAUUGCCAUCGCAAGAGCAAUUCUGAAAGAUCCAAGAAUCCUACUAUUGGAUGAAGCUACAAGUGCUCUGGAUGCAGAGUCUGAAAGGAUUGUGCAGGAGGCUCUUGACAGGGUCAUGACAAACAGGACAACUGUCAUAGUUGCGCACCGUCUGAGUACUGUUAGAAAUGCUGAUACAAUUGCUGUCAUUCAUCAAGGAUCACUGGUUGAAAAGGGUCCACACAAUGAGCUUCUGAAGGAUCCAGAAGGAGCUUAUAGCCAGCUGAUACGGCUACAGGAAGCAAUCCGGCAGGACAAGCCUGAUCGAAAGGGUGAUUCUGGAGCUCGUUCGGGCAAACAGUCAAUAAAUAAGUCAGCUAGCCGGAGGUCAUCCCAUGAUAACAGCAGCCACCACUCUUUCUCAGUACCAUUCGGUAUGCCUCUUGGGAUCGACAUUCAGGAUGGUUCAUCUAAGGAACUUUGUGACGAGAUGCCACAGGAAGUGCCUCUCAGCCGCCUUGCAUCUCUGAACAAGCCAGAGAUACCGGUGCUCAUACUAGGUUCCAUUGCCUCGGUCGUCAGUGGAGUAAUCUUCCCAAUCUUUGCGAUACUCCUGUCAAAUGUGAUCAAAGCAUUCUAUGAGCCCCCACAUCUGCUAAGGAGGGAUUCACAGUUCUGGUCAUCCAUGUUCUUGGUGUUUGGUGCAGUGUACUUCCUGUCACUCCCUCUCAGUUCGUACCUUUUCUCUGUAGCUGGGUGCAGGCUGAUCAGAAGGAUCAGGCUGAUGACAUUUGAGAAGGUGGUAAACAUGGAGAUCGAAUGGUUCGAUCACCCAGAAAACUCAAGUGGAGCUAUUGGUGCAAGGCUAUCAGCUGAUGCAGCAAAAGUUAGAGGGCUUGUGGGUGAUGCACUUCAAUUGGUUGUGCAAAACUCUACAACCUUAGUUGCUGGUUUGGUAAUUGCCUUCGUUUCAAACUGGGAGUUAUCACUUAUCAUCUUAGCUUUAAUACCGCUCAUUGGCCUAAAUGGAUGGAUCCAGAUGAAGUUUAUUCAGGGUUUCAGUGCAGAUGCCAAGAUGAUGUAUGAGGAGGCGAGCCAAGUGGCCAAUGAUGCAGUAAGCAGUAUAAGAACAGUAGCCUCAUUCUCAGCUGAAGAAAAGGUGAUGGAUUUGUACAAGAAAAAAUGUGAAGGCCCCCUAAGAACAGGAAUCAGGACAGGGAUUAUAAGUGGAAUUGGUUUUGGCGUUUCCUUUUUCUUGCUAUUUGGGGUAUAUGCAGCUAGCUUUUAUGCUGGUGCUCGGCUUGUCGAGGAAAGGAAGACAACUUUCCCUAAAGUUUUCAGGGUUUUCCUUGCUCUUGCAAUGGCAGCAAUUGGGGUGUCACAAUCAAGUACCCUUACAUCGGAUUCUUUCAAAGCAAAAUCUGCUGCAUCUUCUAUAUUUGCAAUAGUGGACCGAAAAUCUAGGAUAGACCCAAGUGAGGAUGCAGGGGUGACUGUUGAGACACUGCAAGGAAAUAUUGAAUUCCAGCAUGUUAGCUUUAGAUAUCCGACCAGGCCAGAUGUUCAGAUUUUCCGGGACCUCUGCUUGACAAUUCAUGCUGGAAAGACUGUUGCGCUUGUAGGAGAGAGCGGUAGUGGCAAAUCGACAGCAAUUUCAUUGAUUCAGAGGUUCUACAAUCCGGAUGUAGGCCAUAUACUACUAGAUGGCGUGGACAUACAGAAGUUUCAGCUAAGAUGGCUAAGGCAACAAAUGGGCCUGGUUAGUCAAGAACCAGCUUUGUUUAACGAUACGAUACGGGCAAACAUUGCUUAUGGGAAGGAUGGACAAGCAACAGAAUCUGAGAUCAUAGCUGCUGCAGAGUUGGCAAAUGCUCACAAAUUUAUCAGUUCUUCGCUCCAGGGGUAUGACACAAUGGCUGGAGAGCGUGGAGCUCAGUUGUCAGGAGGGCAGAAGCAGCGUGUGGCGAUCGCCCGCGCAAUUGUGAAGAACCCUAGGAUCCUGCUGCUGGACGAAGCAACCAGUGCACUGGAUGCUGAAUCCGAACGGGUGGUCCAGGAUGCGCUGGACAGGGUGAUGGUGAACCGGACAACGGUGAUCGUCGCACACCGCUUAUCAACAAUACAAAAUGCGGAUUUAAUUGCGGUCGUGAGGAAUGGGGUGAUCAUUGAGAAGGGAAAGCACGAUACCUUGAUCAACAUCAAGGAUGGCGCGUACGCGUCCCUCGUCGCCCUUCACUCAGCAGGCUCUUCAUAGUGGGUGGUAGUAUGGUUCCUGCAAACGUCUACUGAACAUAUAUGAACAAAAGGGACUGGCACAUCCUGUGUAGCAAGUCAGGUGCUGGUCUCUGUUCCUCUAUUGAUGACAUACAUAAUUGCUUAUACCUAAGCGGGAAAAAUGUUACAAAUAGCAAGGGCCAAAUGUAAAUGCAACGUGCUGGUCCUUAACAAAGUAUCUGAAUUAUAAACAUAUGUAUAUGUACUUUCGAACAUAGAAACAAAGUAGAUGAUUAUUAUGAUA